CAACUGUUAUUUUAUAUUUUACAAAAGAAACUUUCACAAUAGAAAAUGACAAUUCAUAAUUUAUAACCGAAAGACCAAUUUAAGUUAUGGAGGAAAGUUAAUUAUAGACCCAAAUAUCUAUCUUAGCAAAUUGGAUAGAUUUUAUACAUGGCUUACAAAUAAACUAAAAAUAGGAUAAUAAAAUAAUAAAUUGUGCCUAUAAAAACCUGUUGAUUUUAAACAAUACACAAUAAUAUUUUUUUGGAGAACAAAACAAUAUGUUUAAUCCCAGGAUUGGGCUCUUUUUUAUUGUAUGUUCAUUUUUGUUGUGUGCUUUCUCAUUUGCAACAACGGUUGAAUAUGAUACAAAUGCCAUUAUCAUCAAUGGAGAACGACGAAUAAUAAUAUCUGGUGCAAUCCACUACCCACGCAGCACUUCCCAAAUGUGGCCAGAUCUUAUUAAGAAAGCAAAAGAUGGUGGUCUUGAUGCCAUCGAAACAUAUAUAUUUUGGGACCUUCACGAACCUAUUCGCCGCCAAUAUGAUUUUUCUGAAAAUCUAGACUUCAUCAAGUUUCUAAAAAAUGUUCAUGAAGAAGGUCUUUAUGUUGUGCUUCGAAUUGGUCCUUAUGUUUGUGCUGAAUGGAACUAUGGAGGUUUCCCAAUGUGGUUACACAACUUGCCAGGGAUUCAACUAAGGACUGACAAUGUAGUUUUUAAGGAGGAAAUGAAAAUAUUUACAACAAAGAUUGUGACCUUGUGCAAAGAAGCUGGAUUGUUUGCACCACAAGGGGGGCCAAUUAUUUUAGCUCAAAUUGAGAAUGAAUAUGGAGAUGUCAUAACUAAUUAUGGAGAAGAUGGGAAUGCAUACAUUAAAUGGUGUGCCCAGAUGGCUUUAGCUCAAAAUGUCGGCGUCCCAUGGAUCAUGUGCAAGCAAAACAAUGCUCCAUCACCUAUUAUCAACACAUGCAAUGGUUAUUAUUGUGAUAAUUUCAAGCCAAACAAUCCUAAAAGCCCCAAAAUGUUUACAGAGAAUUGGGUUGGCUGGUUCCAAAAAUGGGGUGAAAGGAAGCCACACAGAACUGCUGAAGAUGUAGCAUUUUCAGUUGCACGUUUUUUUCAAAACGGUGGUGUCCUCCAAAACUACUACAUGUACCAUGGAGGAACAAAUUUUGGAAGAACUGCGGGUGGUCCAUAUAUUAUUACAGCAUAUGACUAUGAUGCACCACUUGAUGAAUAUGGUAACUUGAACCAACCAAAAUGGGGACAUCUUAAAAAACUCCAUGCCGCCAUAAAGUUAGGAGAGAAGGUUCUCACUAAUGGAACGGUUACAGAGAAGCAAUAUGGAGAUUCAGUAUAUUUGACUACAUAUGCAAAUAAUGCCACUGGAGAAAAAAUUUGUUUUUUGAGUAAUUCACAUAAUUCUAAGGAUGUUGAAGUUGAUCUACAACAAGAUGGAAAGUACCAUGUGCCUUCUUGGUCAGUGUCUAUUCUCCAAGAUUGCAACAAGGAAGUUUUCAACACUGCAAAGGUUGAUGCACAAACAAAUGUUUAUGUGAAGAAACUAUCUAAAGAAUUAGGAAACUCACUCAUCUGGACAUGGGCAUCUGACCCUGUGGAAGACACCUUACAAGCAAUAGGUACAUUUAACGCGUCUCAACUUUUAGAGCAAAAGAGUGUUACCGUUGAUGCUAGUGAUUAUUUGUGGUACAUGACCAAGGUUUUCAUCAAUGAAACAUCCACUUGGAGUAAUGCAACUUUGCAAGUGAACACAUCAGGCCAUGUUCUUCAUGCCUAUGUUAAUGGACAAUAUAUUGGCCCACAGUGGGGAACAUAUGAUAACCUUCGUUUUACAUAUGAAAAAAUCGUUUCAUUAAAACAAGGUACCAACAUUAUAAGUUUACUAAGUGGUACAGUUGGUCAUGCGCAUUAUGGUGCAUCUUUUGAUAUGAAAGAAACUGGUAUUGUUGGGGGUCCUGUGAAACUCAUUGCAACCAGUUCAGGUAAUACUAUGGAUUUAUCAAAAUCUAGUUGGUCAUACAAGGUUGGAUUAAACGGUGAGGCUAGAAGGUUCUAUGAUUCUAAAAUUAAAAAUGGAGUUCAAUGGAACAUAAACAAUGUUGUUAUAGGAAAACCAUUGACUUGGUACAAGACUACUUUUAAGACCCCUGAAGGUAAAGACUCUGUAGUCUUGGAUUUCAUAGGCCUUACAAAAGGACAUGCAUGGGUUAAUGGUCAAAGUAUUGGAAGAGGAAAUUAUGGAGCUGAUAAAUGUUUGAGUGGCUGUGGAGAACCAUCUCAGAGGUUUUACCAUGUGCCAAGGUCAUUCUUAAAUAAUGACACAAAAAGUAACACGUUGGUUUUGUUUGAGGAAAUGGGUGGAAGCCCUUUUAAUGUGUCUGUUCAAACAGUUGCAAUUGAUUUUAUAUGUGCAAGAACAGAUUAUGGAAAAACCUUAGAACUAAAAUGCCCUGAUGGAAAAACUAUUUCAGAAAUCCAGUUUGCGAGCUAUGGAGAUCCACAAGGAAAUUGUGGAUCAUUUCAAGUAGGUGAAUGGGAAUCACGCCAUAGUGUGGCAGUGGUCGAAAAAGCAUGUGGUGGAAAACAAUUAUGUUCAAUUAACGUGACAAGUUCCAUAUUUGGAAUAACUAAAGGUGGCAUAAAUGGCCAGCUAGCUGUGCAACUCCUAUGUGAUGGCUCUAAUCCUGAAGAUAAUCGUGUACAAAUGGUGCACGUGUAG
Messenger RNA from Lathyrus oleraceus (garden pea), 2717 nucleotides. RefSeq names its product beta-galactosidase 7. Gene Ontology annotation, biological process: carbohydrate metabolic process. The coding region runs from base 258 to 2717 and encodes 819 amino acids. The transcript has 2 exons. The record is from RefSeq and is a predicted model, not a curated record. Lineage: Eukaryota; Viridiplantae; Streptophyta; Magnoliopsida; Fabales; Fabaceae. Gene Ontology annotation, molecular function: carbohydrate binding; hydrolase activity, hydrolyzing O-glycosyl compounds.